Molecule: messenger RNA, 1977 nt
Organism: Arabis nemorensis
Lineage: Eukaryota; Viridiplantae; Streptophyta; Magnoliopsida; Brassicales; Brassicaceae
Source: the annotation of a GenBank genome assembly
AUGGAUUACUUGUCUCAAGAGGAAGAUUCACAGUUUUUCGAUGCUAAUGAAGAGAUGAUGAUGGCAUCAAAUCCAAGUGGUUUCCAUUUCGAUAUAUGGAAUGAUUCACCUGCAAGUGUGGUUGAGAGGCGGAGGAAGUUCUUGGAAUGGAUGGGAGUCGAAGAAGAUCGUGUUCAAUCAAAGAAUUCGGUCUCUGUAACUAACGUUUGCAAUGGAGCUCAUGAGAAUUCUGUUGAAGCUGAGCAGAGAUCUGAUGGAUUCAGCAGUUCUUCUAGUCAGGUAUCUUCAUCUGGUUCAUCAAGCGUGGAAGUUUCCGAGGAAUUGUCUCUAAGGGUAGACAAAAAUGUGGGUGGAUGCCAUGUAACGAGAAGGCAAAGCUCUUCAAUGGCAUCAUGUUCUAAUUCUAGAUGUUGCCAAGUGAAGGAAACCGAGAAGCAGAGCAAUAUCGCCGGUCUAAUCACGAGUUUCAAGAAGGGAUGGUUAACGAGGCUGCGGUCUAUGGGAUGUACCGCGGAUACAAAGAUCGAAUCUAGUGGUAGAACUAGAGCUUCUUCUGGUUAUGGUGAUAUGAUUUCAAGGGUUAAGGUUAAGCAUUGUAAGAAACAGUCAAAGGAGCUUUCAGCUCUUUAUCAGAGUCAAGACAUUAAAGCUCACAAUGGUUCCAUCUUGGCUAUGAAAUUUAGCGGCGAUGGGAAGUAUCUUGCAAGCUCUGGUGAAGAUGGGAUUGUGCGUGUGUGGAAAGUCAUGGAGGAUAAGAGAUCUUUAGUACGAAGGGAUUGUCUUAACGAGAUAAACCCUUCGUGUAUGUACUUUGAGGUAAACGAUCUUUCUCAGUUGAAACCGGUUUUGGUGGAUGAGGAGAAACCAAAGAAGACGACAGAAAGUUUCAGGAAAACAUCUGAUUCAGCCUGCGUCGUCUUCCCUCCUAAAGUUUUCCGGAUAAUGGAAAAACCGUUAUAUGAAUUCCGCGGCCACACGGGUGAAGUCUUGGACAUUUCAUGGUCAAAGGAUAAUUAUCUUCUCUCAGCUUCAAUGGAUAAAACUGUCCGGCUAUGGAAAGUCGGUAGCAAUGCUUGUCUCGGAGUUUUCGCGCAUACUAGUUAUGUAACCUCUGUUCAGUUCAACCCUGUUAAUGAGAAUUGCUUCAUGAGUGGUUCAAUUGAUGGAAAAGUUCGAAUCUGGAACAUUUCUGGUUGCAAUGUUGUUGAUUGGGCCGAUCUCAAAGACAUUAUAUCCGCAGUGUGCUAUCGUCCGGAUGGACAGGGAGGAAUUAUCGGUUCUCUGACCGGUAGUUGCAGAUUCUUCAACAUGUCUGGAGAUUAUUUAGAACUGGACUCUCAGAUACAUUUGCAUAACAAGAAGAAGUCUUCGAAUAAACGGAUAACUGGGUUUCAGUUUUUACCACAAGACCCGAGCAAAGUCCUGGUUGUUUCCGCGGAUUCGAAAGUCAGAAUUCUCCAAGGCAACAAUGUGGUCAGAAAACACAAAGGCGUUUGCAAGACGAGAAGCCUCACAUCAGCGUCUCUCACGUCUGAUGGAAAGCACAUUGUUUCAGCUUGUGAGGAUUCCAAUGUAUACAUAUGGAGCAAUGGGGAGGAAUCGGAAUCGGAUUCUUCUUCCCAACCCAAGAAGAUUCGAUCUUUUGAACGUUUCUCCACCAAUGCAUCCGUUGCAACAACCUGGUGUGGAUUCUCAGAUCAUAACACAACGCUCCCGUUUUCUUCUCCUUCUUACUUAUCACUCAACGAAGGGUUUGUCCCCGGAUCAGUUUCCAAAGGAAGCGCGACGUGGCCAGAGGAAAAUCUACCCGCAAACCCUCUGUCUACAUCCGCGAUGAACGCAUCUCAUUACAAGUUUCUCAAAUCCUCUUACCAGAGAGCAACUAGCUCUCUUGCUUGGGGUAUGGUCAUUGUGACAGGCGGUUGGGACGGACGGAUCAGAACAUUUCAGAACUACGGCUUGCCUGUGAUUACUUGA